This is a messenger RNA of Lacerta agilis (Sand lizard), 613 nucleotides long. RefSeq names its product calmodulin-binding transcription activator 2-like. NCBI's taxonomy places the organism in Eukaryota, Metazoa, Chordata, Lepidosauria, Squamata, Lacertidae. Gene Ontology annotation, cellular component: nucleus. Gene Ontology annotation, molecular function: transcription coregulator activity; double-stranded DNA binding. The record is from RefSeq and is a predicted model, not a curated record. Gene Ontology annotation, biological process: regulation of transcription by RNA polymerase II.
GCGGCGGAGCUUGGGCACGAGCGCCGGCGGCGGCCCCGGCAGCAGCAGCAGGUCUGAUCCCAGUCCUCACGCGUCCUGAUCUGAGCCCCCCAGGCCAAAAACUAUAACGCUGUUGCCACUCAACGCUCUAGAGAUGAACGAGGAAGCCACAGAGGUCUCUGAGAACCACCACCACCCGAAGGUUUUCCUGCCCAAGAAGCUGGUGGACUGCAUCCCCAAGUGUCCCGCCUUGCCCAAGGAGCGUCUGCGCUGGAACACCAGCGAGGAGAUCGCUUCCUACUUGAUCACCUUGGAGAAACACGAAGAGUGGCUCUCGUCGUGUUCCCCCAAGACCAGACCCCAGAACGGCUCCAUCAUCAUCCUGUACAACCGCAAGGAGGUGAAAUGCCGGAAGGACGGCUAUUGCUGGAAGAAGCGGAGAGACGGCAAGACCACCCGCGAGGACCGACCACAUGAAGCUGAAAGUGAAAGGCGCCGAGUGUCUCUCCGGCUGCUACGUCCACUCGCCCGUCGUCCCUACAUUCCACCGGCGCUGCUAUUGGCUGCUGCAGAAUCCGGAUCUUGUGCUGGUGCAUUACCUGAACGUUCCGGCCAUUGAGGGUUGCGGGGAGAU